UGAAGUAACAAAAUGAAAUAUAAAUAGAAAUAACAGCACAUCAAGCAAGCAGGGUGUCAUCAGUUUUCAUUUCUAUAUUUCCUUCUCUCAUUUCCUUCUUUUAAUCUCCCCCAACCAUUUUCUCCAUUUCAAAUUUCUCAUAUACCUUUUCUCCUCUUCUAAUCCAUUAUGGCCUAAACGCUCAAAUGCUCCGCCGGCGUCCUUGCACGCCACCGUUCCCACCACCUCUCUAGCUCCCUUCUCCCUCUCUCUCCCUCCUCGUCUCGUUUCCCUCAACAAUGAUCCGCCAACAACAACUUCCAAACGGUCGCCGCCGCGCCGGAGAAAUCGCCGGCAACGUGACGGCUGACUGCGCCGCGGUAUGCUGCUGCGUUCCGUGCGCGGUAAUGGACAUGGUGGCGCUCGCCGCGUACAAAGUUCCCGCUUGUUUGUGGAAGAAAGCGGUGAAGAAGAAGAGGAAGAAACGGUUAGUGAAUCAACAGAGAAAAAAUAAGAAGAACGAAGCAGCACUGUUGAAUCAUAACAAACCUGACGGGCCUGGGCCUGGGCCUGAAACGGUUAUGGUCGGGCCCACGUUGGAAGAGCAUUUGGCGAAGGAAGAGGUGCCGGGGCAUGUUAAAUUGGAAGAAGAGAUGUGGGCCCGGUUCAGCGCAAGCGGUUUUUGGAGGAGCGAUUCUAAGAGACAAGAACCGGAGUUGCAAACCGGGGAAAAGGACCGUUAGUACUUUUUUUUUAAUAAUUGAAAGAGGGUUAUUAUAAAUUGUAUAAUGGAAAUUUUAUAUUCAGAUUUGGGACACAGGUGCUGAAACUUAAAAAGAAUUUAAUGCUUUGUUGCCUUUUGUGGAUUGUGAUGUUGAGAGGGAAUCAUGUAUGUGUUUUAAGGGUAAGAUAGUAAUGAAUAUGUUUCAUUUUACAAAUAUCUUCUAACUAAAGUAAGAAAUUGGGGUUGGUGGUGUCAUGAA
Molecule: messenger RNA, 962 nt
Organism: Vicia villosa (hairy vetch)
Lineage: Eukaryota; Viridiplantae; Streptophyta; Magnoliopsida; Fabales; Fabaceae
Exons: 1
Coding region: 279-722 (147 amino acids)
Source: RefSeq, a predicted model, not a curated record